AUGGCCCCCAAGCAGCGCGUUGUCGUCCAUGCCUCUUCUUCCCGUCAGCAGCGCGGCUUCCUCAGCUCCGCCUGGAACGAGAUCACUUCGCCCGACAACACGACUGUCGUGAGAAGCGUGUUGGUCUUUGGUGCCGCCGUUGCUUUCCUCCACAGCAGCCUGAGCGAGUUCCUCCUCCCUCCGUAA
Paecilomyces variotii is the source of this 186-nucleotide messenger RNA. Its product is annotated as putative TOM core complex subunit Tom6. The transcript has 2 exons. The record is from RefSeq and is a predicted model, not a curated record. Bases 1 to 186 code for a protein of 61 amino acids. Lineage: Eukaryota; Fungi; Ascomycota; Eurotiomycetes; Eurotiales; Thermoascaceae.